AUGGCCGACACCAGAUCGUGGAUUCGUUCCCCAGACGAACAGUCAAAUGCUGUGCUCUGUGCGAGUUCAAGAUUGCCGACACCACCACCAGGCCUUCGGGCAGGCCCAACUGCCCGUCCAGAGUCGUUCAAAUUGAUGAUGUCCCCAAUCGACCCGCACACUCGGACCGCGCCUUGUGCAGGUCCCGGCAUGGACAAACCUGUCUCUGGCAUCUUUACAAUCGAUCCCAUCCGGCCUGACACUCCUCCUCCGGAGCCCCAAGGUAGCAGCUAG
Messenger RNA from Fonsecaea pedrosoi CBS 271.37, 273 nucleotides. RefSeq lists its product as uncharacterized. The coding region runs from base 1 to 273 and encodes 90 amino acids. The record is from RefSeq and is a predicted model, not a curated record. NCBI's taxonomy places the organism in Eukaryota, Fungi, Ascomycota, Eurotiomycetes, Chaetothyriales, Herpotrichiellaceae. The transcript is spliced from 2 exons.